Rhododendron vialii is the source of this 4193-nucleotide messenger RNA. RefSeq names its product U11/U12 small nuclear ribonucleoprotein 48 kDa protein. The transcript has 4 exons. The coding region runs from base 69 to 2318 and encodes 749 amino acids. The record is from RefSeq and is a predicted model, not a curated record. NCBI's taxonomy places the organism in Eukaryota, Viridiplantae, Streptophyta, Magnoliopsida, Ericales, Ericaceae.
AAAAUAGACCCAGAUGCUGAUACAAAUACACAGAAGUACUGAACCAAAGAAGAAAGAAGUUGGACCCCAUGAAUCCUCGCACCCUUUUCCCACCUCCCCCUCCUCCAUCCUUCACCUUUCUUCCUCCCCCCCCAAACCCUAACCCUAACCCUAACCCUAACCCUAACCCAAAUCCUACCCAUUUCUUCUUCCACGCUAAUCUCAACCACCAACACCAUCAUUCCUCUUCCCCCAACCCCAUCACUCCACCACCACCACCACCUCCUCCGCCUGACCUCCCCACCACUCUCAAAACCCUAAAAAACCUCAUCCACCAAUCCCAAUCCACCCUCCACUCUCUCUCAUCUCUCCUCCCCACAGCCCCCUCCCCCUCCCUCUCCCCCUGCCCCUUCAACCCCCACCACCGCCUCCCGCCGCACUCCCUCUUCCGCCACACCCUCCUCUGCCCUUCCCCACUCCUCCCCGACCUCGGCCUUGAAUCGCUUCGAUACCCCACCACCCUCCAAUCUUCAAUCAAACACAACAGCUUCCUCCAAACCCUAGACCACGACCCCAGCUCGGACCUCUGCUUCUCCCUCGACGAGUACUGCGAUUUCGGCCCCAGUUUCUUCUACACCGAUUGCCCCGGCGUCGUGACCAGUCAUGAUACCACUGGUCGUACCUUCACACUUCCAGGUAUUCUAUCUGCCGAGUGUGCAAAUUAUAUUGGCAGUGGUGAGAGUGUUAAGGGAUUUGAUAGGGAUUGUGCUAGUAGUCUUAGGUUACUUCCUUCGGAAUUGUGGCUUGUUAGGAGCGAAAUCGAGGCGUGGAGCGAUUAUCCAGUUAUGUAUUCGUAUUAUGUUGUUAGGGCGAUUGUUUUGCGCUCUCUUGUAAGCGAAGAGUGUGGUUUCAUGAGGUGGGUGAUUGUGAAUUCGCCUCGUUAUGGAGUUGUUAUCGAUGCGCCCAUGAGGGACCACAUUGUUUUGCUUUUUCAGCUCUGUUUGAAAGCGAUUGUAAGGGAGGCUACUGGUGUAGUAAACUUGGUUUUGAGAAGAGACGCGAUGGAGUCGAAUCCCGUUGGUACGAGUUUCAAGUGUCCUGUUUUGGUUGAUGUGCUCAAGUGGUUGUCCUUUCAGCUUUCUGUGUUGUAUGGUGAGGUGAACGGGAAGUUUUUUUCUGUUAACAUGCUUAAGCAGUGGAUAUUAAGUGCUUCACUGAAUUUGCCAUUGUUUCCAUUGGAACAAAAAACCCCUGGCUCACCUGCUUUGAGAGACACGGACAGUGAAUCUGGAGAUUCCUUUGAAAAGAGUGUGGAGGAUGAUGGAAACAGUAUGCCGGGUGAAUCCAUUGAUAGCAAAGUGAUUUUUGUUUUCCAAGUAGCAGCAGCAGUGGCUGCAUUGCAUGAACGGUCCUUGCUUGAACAAAAAAUUAAGGCGCUACGGGGUGGUCAUCGACUUACUAAUUACCAGCGGAUGGCUGAGCAUGCAAAUUUCUCAAAAUGGGCUGAUGAGGAGCGGCAAAAACGUUCUAACUAUAGGCCUUUACUUGACCAUGAUGGUCUUUCUUGGCAGCAGCCUCGUAACCAGGAUAUGAAUAAAACAAAGACUAGGGAGGAGUUAUUAGCUGAAGAAAGGGAUUACAAACGUCGAAGAACGUCAUAUCGUGGCAAGAAGUUAAAGCGGUCUACAACACAGGUGAUGAGAGAUAUAAUAGAGAAAUACGUGGAUGACAUCACACAAGCAGGAGGCAUUGGCUGCUUAGUGAAGGGUGCUGAUGAGGCCGGAAAGUCCAUAACCGAACCUCCUCUGUUGCAUGACAUCUCUACAGAUGCGGAUGGGCGAAGUAAUAGUGUUUAUUACUCGUCUGAAAUAACAAGAGAAGGGCCUUAUAGCUACAAAGAACAGUUACAUUCUCCUAGUAAUACCAGAUCUUCAAGAUUUGAAAAUGAGUCUCCUCAAGAUCACAAGCGACGUAGACGAGAUUCUAGUUACCCUGAGCAUCUAGAAGCUCGGAGAAGUGUUGACAGGAACAGUCGUUAUAGUAGCGAUUAUAUUUCUAAAACCCCAGAUAGGCAAAGAAGUAAUGACCGCUCGCAUGACCACCAUAGCAAUCGUGGGUAUGGGGAUAGCUACAGUCGGUCACGUGAGCGGACUGAUCGUCGAAGGGAAGAAGGUGAUAGGUAUUCAGAAAAGAAAGAAAGACACCAAAGGCAUGCAUACAGGGAUCGCAGAUCAGACUCUGUUGCAUCUAAUGAGUUUGAGGACAGAUAUGAUCCCUCUGAAUCUCGUAACAUGCAUGAGGAUGAUAUCUCCUUUGGCACAGGUACCAGUCAAAAGUGAUGUUUGGAAGUCCAAUAAUGACAUGGUUGCUUUUUCUCCACAGCAGUGUUAUUUUGAUUUCCAAAUGAAACCCUGAGUGGUUCUCUCCAUGCGUGGUAAGUCAUCUCACUCAUGCAUGAGUAAUAGUUUAUCAGGGCCAAUUAGGAAAAGAUCAAAAGAUACACUAAUACAUGAAGCUUGUUCUUGGCUGUGUGUUUGCAAAACUUUGCAGUAGGAAAUCAUGCGGCUUCAGCAGUUUAUCCACAUGUGUAUCCUCCUUUGUAUCCUUAGUUGUUGUCUAUUUGCUUCUUUUCAUUUGGUAGUUCUUGAUUUCUUUAUAAAUUCCCCCCUUCUAAUGGAUCAUAAUUUACAAGUCUAUUAUUUCCUGAUUUCCCCCCAUCUUUCUUACAGGACUUGAAACUUGUCCCAAAUAUUAGCUGAAGAGUGUCCUCAUGCUCCUAAGCCUAAACCAAAUUGUUUACUUUAAUUUAAAUAGAAUGCGAUUUACUUUACCCGAAUGCAUAUUUAAUAUCUUUGUCCCAAGUACGAUAUCAUGGUCAUGGACAUGGUGGACACAUUCAGCUCUAGCUGAGGAGUAUUUUUAGGUGCUGAGGUAUCCAACAUUGGUAUGGUGCAGUAUAUGUUUAGUAUCCAGAGCCCUUGUCCCUUUUUUUGUGGCGUGUACUUACAAAGGUGUCUUUGCUAAGUACUUAUGGAUGGGGAGUCUAGCUGUUACACUGUCUUUUGGAAAGGAAUUUAGUGCUCAUGUUGUGCCCAACGUAUCUGUGAUAUAUUUUGUACUCUCACUCGAAACAAGGAACCCCAGGUUUAUUCCUUUUAAAAGGAUUUUUGUAUAGAUUAAACAGAAAGGAAUGGGAAUUGUCCAGCGUGCCUAAUGUUGCUUUAAAUUGCAAGUACAUUGUGUUAGUGGCCUCUAGUAUUCCAGAGCUUUGGAAAUGUCAGGUUGGAGUCGGGCUUAACUCUUGGUAGUAUUCACCUAAUGUGGAGUUGAGUUUUGUUCACCCUCCACUUAAGAGGGUGAACAUUACCCUCCUACCCUCCUUCCUAUUUGUUGAAAGGGUGUGGAUCACAUCACAAAAUGAUGUCAUGCUUAUCAAAAAGUGUAUUGCAAGGAUGGGACCUACACUAUUUCAACCAAAAAGGAGGGUAAUGUUCACCCUCUUUUAAGGACCUCUUUUAAGGAGGGUGAACAAAAUUGCACUUCCAUUAGUAAGAUAGUUUACCACCUAUAUUAGUUAGUUUCCACUUUCCAGUGAGCAUAUGCCAUCAGCACUCUCUCUCUCUCUCUCUCUCUCUCUCUCUCUCAAUUAUGUUGUAUAUACACAUGUUGCUUGUUUUCCGUUUUACCCAAUAUUUCAUACAAACUAUGGUAAUAGGUAGGUCGUAGGUCGGUAAAAGUUAAACAGGGCCUUAUUGAUGCCGAAUCUUGGUUGUUGCUGUAGUUGCUGAUGUUAAAACAGGUUAUAGGAAAGCCAAAUUGGUUGAUAGGCCUGAGUUCUUGAGGUGCUGUUAUUGUCAAUCUUCCAUCUCUGCUCAGCUCCUGUAAUACCGUCAUAGGUUAUUGCUAUCUUCUUCAGGUGCUUUACUACUAAAGCUCUGGUGUGUAGACCUCUGCUGUUGCUGUUUUUCUGAUGGUGGGUGCAGUACCGGGGUUUUCAGUGUUUAAGUUUGGCACUCUCAGUGUGUUAUUGAUGACUUUUGCUGCGUUCUCUCUUUGCCUGCUGCUUUGGAUUUUUGAAGAAACUAGAAAGUAGAAGAUAUCAAGAUUUUUAUUUCUGUAGAAAGUAGCUUUCUUGUUAUUGAAGAAGCUGAGCUGAACUUGAACGCUUGUAAAAAUAUUGCAUAGAAUCUAAAUUUGAGUUUGGUGUUGGUCAA